Trichophyton rubrum CBS 118892 is the source of this 2226-nucleotide messenger RNA. RefSeq lists its product as uncharacterized. The record is from RefSeq and is a predicted model, not a curated record. Lineage: Eukaryota; Fungi; Ascomycota; Eurotiomycetes; Onygenales; Arthrodermataceae. The coding region runs from base 1 to 2226 and encodes 741 amino acids. The transcript has a single exon.
AUGUUUGCGGAUGCUUUAUCCAAACUUACAAAGGCCACAGCUUGCAUGGAGGUUGGCAAAGGAGGUGAAGGACAGACAAGCGAGGUGCAAGAAGAUUACCUGCCUGAGAGUGGUGCGGCAGAAGCUCCUAGCCCCGGCUCUACGAAAUGGGGCACAUCUGCUCCCAGUCAUUCUUCAACGGAGAGUCAGUUUUCUCUUCAUAGAAAGCCUCAAAACUUGAAGAUUGUUACCGAUUUCUACCGCAAUCCGGUACAGACAGAACGGUCAUCUGCUUUUCAUGGCAUAGGAGUACCUGUACCUCCUGGCUACCAUUCUCGGGUUCCAAAGUCUAACCCAUUUAGAGACCGCCCUAGGGUUGCAUCUUCACCUGGUAGUAUGAACCACUUACUGACGAGAGAGAGCAGAGCAGCCUCUUGCUCACUUCAAAAUUCUCCUUCACCUAUUAGGACACCUGGUGCCAUGAUCCCCAAGCAAAAGCCAAUGGGGACGCCUACUCCAUCAAACCCUUAUUAUUCGGCCUCACUGAAUACUACUCCUCGAACGGACAAAAGCGGUUCCAAAAUCCCUCGAAUGUCGCCGCGGAAUUUAUUCUCUGAAAGUGAUUCGGGGGCUGGUAAUAGCUCAAAAGCAACUGUCUUCUCUCCUUCAAAGAGAAGCUCGAUUCCACUCCCUUCUCGUCUGCUCCAGCAGAAUAGAGAGGAUAACGGCUCUGGAAACUUACCUGAAGGUACCACCCCAUCUGCUAUUUUUGAUAGAGCAGAGAAAAUUACCACCGACGGAACGGUGGCAAAGGAAAAUUCUUCCGGAAUGGACAAGGGCAAUAACCAUUCUAGCAUGAACCUGCGGCGCGAAUCCCAGGGUGAAAUGAAUAGUAAAACCGAGGGAAUGGAGGAAAAUGUCGACCCAUUCUCAGAUGAUAUUACUGUGAAGCAGCUUUCGAAGUCUGCUCCAAGUCACGGUCCGCAACUUCGUAUUUCAUCAGAGGCUGAGCGUCUCAUCAUGGGUGAUAACGAUAUCAAGGUGUUGGAGAAAAAUGUAAAAGAGAGCCGUUGUCCUAGUCGUGGCCCUAGUCGUCAAUCUGGACACAAGAGGGAAUUUCGACUCUCCACCGAUAGCCUCUUUGCGACCUUUUCCUCAAAACGCUCCAAGAAUUCAUCUUAUAGGCUGUCCUUCAGUGGUAAACCUCCAGCGGAGGAAGGCAGUCCUACACCUGCUGGAGGACAAGCCGGAAAAUCAAUCCCAAAAGCAAAGAGCGCUGAAUUUGGAAUUCGCCGAGCAUCCUCUGGCCAUCGCUCGAUGAGACGAAAAUCUUCCCCUGAAAAGGAGCCACCUCACCCAACUUCGGAAAAGCUUGAUGCUGACCCGUUCCUAGAUACAGAAGGUAAAGACUUGAAUUCCAAGCAGUCUACAUCGAUAGAUAGGGAACAAGUUGCAGAGCCCGGAAAACCUAACGAAGAGCCUUGCAGCUCCCCAGUCGUUGAAUCUGCCAAAAAGAGCUCUAUUCUCGUGGCUGUGACAGACAAUUCCCCAUCUCCAUCUAAGUCCGCAGGUCCAGUAGAGCGCACUCGGAAGUCCCAGAAUGAAGCACCUAAGGUGAAUUCUCCUAGAAGCCCUCGGCAUAAUAGCAAAAUUAGCGUUACGUAUGGCUCCCCUAGAAGAUACCCACACCGACCGUCUACCGAUAGAGCCCAUUAUAAGCCUAGACCAAACAAUGAUAUCCAUACCGGACCAGAUCAGCCUUCGUCACAGAAUGCAGAUAACCAGGGACAGAAAGAUAAGCGUCAUAAGAAGCGUCAUCACCGCUCUGCUGAUCCUAUCACCACCGCUCCGGAACCAAUUAAAACCAAAGGGUCAUCUUCCAAAGGAGUGUUCUCCAAUUUCCGUGGAUUGUUUUCAAAGAAUAAAUCUGAGGCACCAAAAGAAAUCAUGCGCCCUUUGAUAUCGUAUGCAAAGCCAACGGUUGCAAGUAACUUCAAACUAUCUGUGCCAGCGUCUCACUCUGUUCCUCAUCUUGGUACUAAUGGAAGCGGAGUUCCAAGUGGCACUUCAAAUGGAGACAUCAGCUACCGCCACCUCGAACCUCCACUCUCCCCUGCAUUGCGAGACACUGGAAUGAUUAGCACUAUCACGAUGGAGAUCCUUGAUUCAGCGCGAAAUGAAGUCGAUACAUCACGCAAGGAGAAGCUCAUUAGAGUAAGUGUCAUCAAACACAUUGACUGUUUCUAG